AUGGCGCGCAUUCUUAUCACAGGCUCUUCCGACGGUCUCGGAUCAGCCGUCGCCAAACGUCUCGUCGCAAAUGGACAUUCUGUUGUUCUGCAUGCGCGUAACGCUCAACGUGCAAAGGACGCCACGACAGCUUGUCCUGGGGCUGACACAGUCGUGACGGGCGACUUGUCCAGCCUUGCAGAGACCAAGAACAUGGCAAACGAAGUCAAUAAGCUGGGAGCGUUCGACUGCGUGAUUCACAACGCCGGACUUUAUCAAGGCCCAUUCCGCAAGACAAGCGAGGGGAUUCCUGCCUUGGCGGCCGUCAACACUGUAGCGCCAUAUGUGCUUACCGCACUCAUCACCCGUCCCAAGCGCUUGGUAUUUCUCUCUUCCGAGAUGCAUCAGUCAGGUUCUCCUACUUUGGACGACGUCCUUUGGCAGAAACGCAGCGAAGGCCAAUACAGCGCGAAUGCUGCCUACUGCGCGAGCAAGCUUCACAACGUCUUGCUUGCCAAAGCUUUCGCCCGCAGAUGGCCUGACGUGAAGAGCAAUGCAUUGGAUCCUGGCUGGGUGGCUACCAAGAUGGGUGGCAGUUCGGCGCCAGGCAGCGUUGAUGCGGCGGUCGAAAGUUACGUUAUGCUUGCUGAGGGAGAGGAAGAGAAGGCCAAAAUGAGCGGGUGCUAUUUCCAUCCGAACAAGCGACAAGGCACACCCCAUAAGGCAACAGAGGAUGAGAAGGCUCAGGACAAGCUGCUGGAGAUCUGCGCUGAGUUCUCUGGUGUGGAGCUUCCAUGA
Molecule: messenger RNA, 777 nt
Organism: Alternaria arbusti
Lineage: Eukaryota; Fungi; Ascomycota; Dothideomycetes; Pleosporales; Pleosporaceae
Exons: 2
Coding region: 1-777 (258 amino acids)
Source: RefSeq, a predicted model, not a curated record